Messenger RNA from Carassius auratus (goldfish), 1875 nucleotides. Its product is annotated as transmembrane protein 88-like. Bases 282 to 923 code for a protein of 213 amino acids. Lineage: Eukaryota; Metazoa; Chordata; Actinopteri; Cypriniformes; Cyprinidae. Gene Ontology annotation, cellular component: plasma membrane. The record is from RefSeq and is a predicted model, not a curated record. Gene Ontology annotation, molecular function: PDZ domain binding. The transcript has 4 exons.
CCUAAAUGCCCCAGCCGGAGCAGCAGGAGGUCAGAAGGAGGAGUGGGAGUGGAGAGAUAUAACCGUGUUACCAAGGCAGGACAUCUUCGUCAAAGGAAGGAAAGAGUGGAGCAGGAAAGGAGGAAGAGAAGGGGCUGAAAUAGAGGAGUGAGCCUUCCACAGAGUUCAGUUUCACACAGAGCCAGUGGAGAUUCUACAGGAGGAAAGGUGGUGUUUGAGGGAACGGACGAGCAACUUCGUUACUCUAAUCCAAAAACUAUACUUUCAUACUUGAAAGACUAAUGAACGGCAAGAUGAGUCUUCCCCGUAAUGGUACCCUGGAGAAACCCGUGUCCCUGCAGCCCGGCACGGAACGAGUGGAGCCUGAUUCCCCUCACCCGCGCCUCCAUCACACCGGCUCCGUCUCCGUGUCCAGCUCAGGUGUGGUGGUUCCUCCUCCGUACUCGAUAGCAGGCAGUGUGCUGAACGAGUCUCCUCUGGAGCUGAGGGGCUCUCUGGACUGUUGGGCCUGUUCUGUUCUCGUGACAGCACAGAACCUGAUCAUCCUCGCACUCAAUGUGUGUCUGGCUGCGCUUAUCUUCGGCCUCAUCCUCUUGCCUUCGCUCAUCAUGGUCGCUUUUGGCUUCCUCUGCCAUUCAACGGUUCAGCGCCACGGUACUUCCGUCUACUGUUCAGAUCUCUUGGAUGAUGGAGGCUGUGUGGCUUUAUUGGUGGUGGGCUUCCUGCUGCUGGCUCCGCUCCUGGUUCUGGCUCUGGCCGCUUACUGCAGGAUGGCCCGCCACCUCCAGCUGGGCCUGUGCUUCAUCCCCUACAGCCGUGCUGUCUACAAGAACCUGCCUGCAUCACAUCAUCGAGGCCUGGGGGGCUGCUGUGGCCAGCAGGGGGCAGGAGAGAGCGAGGGAAAGGGUAGCGUGUGGGUUUGAGCAGCCUUAAAAAAAAAAGAGCAUGGUGAAUUUAAUGUGAAAAUGUCAGAGAACCAAAUUGUGCCUAUUAUGUCAAUACAAGCAGUGCCAUGUUCUCAGCAGUUCUGCAAAUUGUGCAUUUAUUCAAAAUCAGAUUUUUUUUUUUCUUAAUCCAUGCUUUUGCAGUGAUGUUUAGUCACUAAUUUUUAACUGGAUCAAUCUAUAGACCUUUGUCUGGGUAGCACCGUAUUUCAUUUUUGACUGAAAUGAGAACGAGGCUAUGAGGAAUAGAAGUACAGUACGUUUUAUUGGUUUUACUGCUAUUUUACAACAUUGUUCAUCUGACACAUCUUUCUUUUUUCAGAAGACAAAGCAGUUUUAAAAUGACAUGAAAUACACUCUAAAAAAAUAAAGGUUAUUUACAGGCAUCAGUGGUUCCACAAAGAACCUUUAUUGCCAUCUAUGGAACCUUUUCAUUCCACAAAAAGUUAUUCGCUGUGGAACAGGGUUCUUUAGAUUAUUCGAAUGUUCUUCACAUCAAGAAAAAAUGGUUCUUUUCAGAACUGUUCACUUAAAGGUUCUUUGGGGAACCAAAACUGGGCAUCGCUGUGAAAACUCCAUUUUGGAACCUUUAUUAGGAUCUUUAUACAGUGUGCCACGUGCCAUUGUAAAGACAUUAAGUCUAUCCCUCACUGCCUUGUUUUUAUACAUGAUAAAUUCAGUAUGGUGUCUAACCUAAGGUCUAGGUAAGAUGGAGAAAAAGGGUGGAACUAUUUUUAAAAACGAAAUACCUAUUGUAAUGUUGUUCCUUUGUAAAAUUUGUUUUUUUGUAUUUUAGGGAUUUUUGUACAUUUAUCAAUAGAAACUAUUUGUAAAGAUGUUCUUAUUACCGUACAAACACCACUUACUACUUAUAAAAUAAAUCAAACAUUCCAACCAUAAAUGUAUGAAAUAAAAAAAAAAUGUCAAUGUA